Paramisgurnus dabryanus is the source of this 4770-nucleotide messenger RNA. It is a transcript of the gene flt1, whose product is annotated as fms related receptor tyrosine kinase 1. Lineage: Eukaryota; Metazoa; Chordata; Actinopteri; Cypriniformes; Cobitidae. Gene Ontology annotation, molecular function: ATP binding; growth factor binding; vascular endothelial growth factor receptor activity. Gene Ontology annotation, cellular component: plasma membrane; signaling receptor complex. Gene Ontology annotation, biological process: positive regulation of kinase activity; multicellular organism development; protein phosphorylation. The record is from RefSeq and is a predicted model, not a curated record.
CUGGAUUUCAAGCCUGGUCCCUCUGCAUCCAGAGCUCAUACACUCAGGACAUUACAGAGGUUGAUUGUAGUCCAUGUGAAACAGGGGUUUGAGGAGUUUGGUGCUGUGAGGUGAAUUGAUUCUCUGGAGUAUUGGAUCUUCACUGUUUGCUAUUGUAGGUGUUCAUCUCCAAGCAAGGGACCUCAAGCAAGACCAAGAGAAUGCUCGAUAUAUUAUUUGUGAUGAUAUUUGGACUGUCAGGGCGUGUUCUGGCAAAAGAUACAGACACAAAAGGAAGGUUCAGUUCUCCAGUGUUGGAUGUUACUGAGAAGCAGCUUAUCAUAGAGAGAAACCAGACACUUCAGCUAAACUGCAGGGGACGCUGGGAGCUUCAGUGGGUUUUGCCAUCAGGUGUCCCGAAAGUCUACAAUGGCACCCAGAUAGAGGAGUCUAGCUGUGGGAGGAAAAAUAACCAGUAUUGUAGCCGCCUGACAUUGAGUCCUGCUUUAGCUCAACACACUGGGUCUUACCGCUGCAGGUACCGUCAAAAGCAGCGCAAGCAGGCAUCUGUCUACGUCUACAUUACAGAUAGCCAGCGGCCGUUCGUGAAGGUGCAGUCUGGGACCCCAGACGUGGUGUUCAUGAAGAAAGGAGAGCCUUUGAUCUUUCCCUGCAGGGUCACAAACCCCAACGCCAAAGUCUCAUUGGUCAAGGAGUUUCCUUUGACACCGUUAACUCCUGAUUAUCAAACCAUCAUCUGGAACAGCAGGCACGGUUUCACUGUCCGCAGCCCAACAUUCUUCUACAUUGGAUUUUUUUCCUGUGAGACUAUUGUCAAUGGAGUCAAAUACACCAACAAAUUUGUGACUCACAGGACCGUGAAUAACAUCAUGGAUGUAUAUUUGAACACUACUGGUUUGGUGCAGACGCUACAAGGACAUAUGUUAGCUUUGAACUGCACCGUAACAGCUGAAUGGAACUCCAGAGUCUCCAUAAGCUGGACGUACCCGGGAAAGGCUAAUGGCUCUGCCACUAUUACCAGACGCAUAUCGAGAAGCAAAACCAACAUGUUGUUCUUCAGCAUUCUCACCAUCCCCAGACUAAGCAAGUCAGACAGAGGACUCUACAAAUGUCACGUGACAAGUGGUCCAUCUAAGAGAGAAACAAACACAACAGUUAUUGUCUAUGACCAGCCUUUCAUACGACUCAAGCGCAGAGACGGUCCUGUGGUUCAAGCUUCCGCAGGACAGAAAUCUUUCCGUCUUACCCCAAAACUAAAAGCUUUUCCUGCACCAGAAAUCAUCUGGUUGAAAGAUGGGAUGGUGGCUGCAGAACGGUGUUCCCGUUACCAUGUUGAUGGGUUUUCGUUGGUCAUUCGGGAUGUUGCUGAAGAGGAUGCAGGCAUCUACACCAUCCUGGCUGGAAUUCAGCAGUAUGGACUUUUCCAGAACCUCACAAUCACAUUGGUGGUAAAUGUGAAGCCAGAGAUUGGUGAGAAGACCGUGUCGUCGAGGCAGCCUGGGACAGUCCAGCGGGGCAGCAGACAAGCCCUGCGCUGCACAACUUAUGGAGUCCCACCUCCUCACAUUCAGUGGUUGUGGCAUCCGUGUCCUCAGAAAGGCCUAUGUGAAGAGCCUCCUCCUUCCUCCUGGAUUGCAGUCAGUGAGAAGACAGAAGUCACGUCGACCCACAAUCCCAUCCUGACCGUCAACCACAAACGGGAAGUGUUACAGGGGAAGAAUAAGACUAUAGGAGUUUUAACAGUUGGUGAAGCAUUGAUAUCUGGUAUCUAUCGGUGCAUUGCAUCGAACAUCAUGGGCAGAGAUGAACUAGACAUUCAUUUCUAUGUCACAGAUGUCAAAGAAGGCUUCGUCGCAUCUUUAGAGGAAGAGCCCAGAGAAGGCGAAAACCUUCGCCUGGUCUGUAUAGCCAAUAAGCACCUUUAUUCGAACAUGUCGUGGUAUAAAAUAGCAAAUCACUCCACAGCAUCACAGGAACGUUCAGUUCUUGGAGGGGUACUUACAGAGGGGCAGUACUCGCUUACCCUGCACCUACUGCUGAAGAAUCUGACCGAACAGGAUUCAGGAAAAUACCGCUGCUCGGUCACACACCUUUUUACAGGAAAACAGGCGAACCUAGAUACACCAGUGGAGGUCACAGUUUUGCAGGCUCCUUUGUUGCUUCAAAACCUGAGCGAUCAUAACGUCAACGUAAGCCACUCGGUCACUCUUUAUUGCCCCGCUAAGGGAAUUCCUCAUCCAAGUAUCACAUGGUAUAAGGACCACAGCAAACUCCAGCAGGUGUCUGGCAUCAUGCUAUUUCCCGAAGAAGGAACUCUUCAUAUUGACCGAAUUACGGCUGAUGACCAGGGACUUUAUACAUGUGAGGCCACCAAUAAAAGAGGAUCUGUGAAGAGCUCCGCCCACAUUUGGGUUCACAGUUCCUCUGAUUUUCUUUCGCUGGAGAUCCCAACUCUGGCGUGUACAUGCGUGGUGGCCACUCUCUUCUGGCUGCUUCUAACACUGCUAAUUCGUAAACUCAAACAACCAAACUCCAUUAAUGGGACAGCAGAGUACCUGCCAAUCAUCCUGCACCCAGGGGAGGAGCCUCUGACUGAGCACUGUGAUAGGUUACAGUAUGACCCCAACCAAUGGGAGAUUCCACGUGAACGUCUUAAACUGGAAAAGCCCCUGGGUCGAGGGGCAUUCGGGCAAGUAAUGCAGGCCUCUGCUUUUGGAAUCCGUAAUUCUGCCUGCUGCACCACUGUGGCUGUCAAAAUGCUUAAAGAUGGCGCUACGCCCAGUGAACACAAGGCUCUUAUGACAGAACUGAAGAUCCUCAAUCAUAUUGGUCAUCACUUAAAUGUGGUCAAUCUUCUCGGUGCCUGCACCAAACCAGGAGGGCCUCUGAUGGUUAUUGUGGAAUACUGCAAGUUUGGCAACCUGUCUACGUACCUUAAGAGCAAACGAGAGGUGUUCCUGUUGAAUAGGGUGAUGACAAAAGAGGAAGACAGCAUGGAAGAUGGCGGUCACCCGCGUUUAGUCAGUAUGUCUAGCAGCCGAAGCAAUGCCAGUUCAGGAUUUAGUGAAGACAGAGAAGAAGAUUCAGAAGAGGACAGUGAUUCUUCUCCUGAAUCCAGCAGUCCUCUUCUGCUUGAGGACCUGAUUUCUUACAGUUUUCAGGUAGCAAGGGGUAUGGAGUUCCUCACGUCUCGAAAGUGCAUUCAUAGAGAUCUCGCGGCCAGAAACAUCUUGCUGUCCAAAAAUAACGUGGUCAAGAUCUGUGAUUUUGGCUUGGCCCGAGAUGUAUACAAAGACCCAGACUAUGUGCGCAAGGGAGAUACACGGUUGCCGCUGAAGUGGAUGGCCCCUGAAUCGAUCUUCGACAAGGUCUUCACCACCCAGAGUGAUGUGUGGUCCUAUGGUGUCCUUCUCUGGGAGAUCUUCUCACUUGGAGCAUCUCCGUAUCCAGGAGUAAACAUUGAUGAAGAGUUUUGCCACAGACUGAAACAGGGAACAAGGAUGUGCCCACCUGAGUAUAGCACCCCUGAGAUUUACGGCAUCAUGUGCGCAUGCUGGGAAAGUAACCCUGAAGACCGGCCUUCAUUCACAACUCUAGUGAAGAUACUAGGAGACCUUCUGCAGACCUGUGUCAAACAGGAUGGGAAGGAUUAUAUUCCACUAAACACUUUUAUUUCCGGGGAAAGCAACAUGGAGAAUCUUCACCACACAGACACAAACCAGAAAACUCCUGUGACUCUGAUCAACUCAGAAAAAAUCAAACCUUUGAACACUUUUGAGGAAGAUUUAGGCAAAGUAAACCCUGAUGACAACGAAUCAGACAGUGGCAUGGUUCUUCCGUCCGAAGAGUUAAUUCAGGUGAAAUGGUCGGACCGAUUCAAAGCCAAAAAUAUCACCAGGUUUUUCUCCAAAGGUCAAAACCAUUGCCUGAUGCUACCUACAAAAAUGCUCCCUUGCAUGAACAGUGCCUCAUGUCACCAUGAUGGGAACGUUCCUAAUACUGCACCUCAUGUGUGUUACUCGGAAAGAUGCUGCUCUUCUCCACCUGACUAUAAUGCUGCUGUCAUUUACCCCUGUUUUUAGCACACUAACAUCACUAUCGCAGUAAAAAUCACAUCCGUUUCAUGUUUAAAAUGCUGCUUAUUUGGACUGUUUUGCAUUUUGUUCCUUAAUCUGCUUUAUAUUGUACGUGUCCUGUCAUUGCAGUAUUUUUGAAUGCAUUUUCUCACUGACUUUCUUCCUAUUUCAAAUCUCAACUACCUAACUCAUUUUUACGUAGUGAAAUGCAACUACUGAUCAGUAAUUCAUCUCAAUCUUUUAAAUGUAUAUCUCUAUAUACUCUGCUCUUUUAAUCUACACCUCUUGUCCGUUUUCUUGUCUUAGUAGUCACAGAGCAGAUCAUGUAUAUUUUAUAAACUAAUGAAAUGCAUUUAUUACAGUCACUGCUUGUAGGUACCAAAUGUUAAGAGCAUCACAGUUCCUGUGCUGCAAAAGCUAUAUGCUGGAAUAUUUCACUGUAAGCUAUUUAUUUACAUUCAAUACCUUAAUAGUAACCUCUGAAAAUAUUGUUUCUAUUGUGUAUUUAAAUAAGAAAGAUAUUUUCAUUAAAUCUCAGUGAAACUUGGAUUUUUUUAAGAUGGCAAUGUUAAUCUGUGAGGCAUGGAAGUUACAUUUUACAGAUGCUUUUUUUCUGACUUUUAAGACUGUGGAAAACAACAAAGUGAUUUUUCUUAAAGGGAUAGUUCGCCCAAAAAUAAAUCCUUUGUCAUUA